UUGCCCCUCGGGGUAGGCUUCUCCCGCUCUGGUCCGCCCAAACAUGGCGGCCGCCUUGGCAUCCCCGUGCCCGACCCGCAGGGCAUCCGGACCCCGCGCUCGGCCCCGCCAGCCGUCCCUGGAGUCUCCCAGGUUGCCGGGGCGGUGGGGGCGGGGCACUACGCAUGCGUGGGCCUUUGCGGGGGCGCAGGAGACAUGCCCCCCGCACCCCCGCUCCCAUCCCGCCUGCGCCUCCCGGCGACGCCGCUUUGCGGGCUCACGGGAUCCCCAACGAUUUCCGCUUGAUGGCAGUAGAGCACCACGUAUGCCAAGCGGCCCUUCCUCCUGGGCCUCUCCCUCCGCCCUUUGCCAAAGAAAAAAGGCCAAGCCGUGUCCACCCUGGCUCCAGCAUGGCGGCCCCCAUGUUUCUCCUCCUCUGGCUCUCGUGGGCCGAGCUCGUGAGGUUACCGGGAGCGGGGAGCCUCGCUCCUCUCUGGCUCCCCUUGACCGGCCUGGCAUCCAAAGCCCAAGGGCGAGGCUCAGCGAGCCCCAGCCAGGGUCCCCGAGGCUCCCGGCAGUGGCCUUGAACCCAUCCGGGGCUCCAUCUUGGCCCGCGCGGGAGACACGCUCUUCUGGUGCCGGGCCCAGAACCCCAGCCACGCCCCGCCGGUCCCUGCCCGAGCCUCAGUCAGGACUCCCCGAGAGGCCAGCCUCACCCCGAGGCCUCCGAGCGCCCAGGAACAAAGGACAGCGGCGGUGGCGCGGCCCGCGGGCACCCGCCGAGGGGUCAACAGCGAGGUCCACCUCCCGCGGCCGGGGGAUGGAAGGUUCCCGGGCACCGGGCCCUUCACCGCGGCCUCCGACUCUGGACAGCUCCCGCGGGAGGGGCAGCGCCCACGCGCUCCCUUGCGCUCCAGGACCCGGGCCAUUCCCAGGCCACGGGUACUCCAGGUCAACGCAAACACUGCAGCUCCUCCUUUCCCGUCAAUCGGCCCAGAGGCCACGGUGCACACCUCACGGUCACAUCCACGGCACCCUGACCACCAGGCUCUCCCGUGCCUGGGGCACUGGAGAAGCCAGAAGUACCGCAAACACGCACGCACGCACGCGCGCGCGCACACACUCACAUCUUCUCUCUCACACACACCACAAAGACGCGCGGAAACACCCUUGGGGUCUCGCAAAACGCACGCUCGCACUCCUUCCCAUGAUCUCACGGGCGCGCGCGUGCACACACGCUCACACUCACACACACACACACACACACACACACACUCGGCGUCCCCCGGAAAGAAUAGAGAUCAUGGCUGGAUGUCACCCUUUCGGUCCUAGGGACGUGGACUACAGGCUCCACUCACCUGUGCAGGUGAAUGAACGACAUCUGUCUCUACUGCCCUCCGAUUGCCCAAGGGCAGAAGGGUGCACCUGUCAUCCAGGCGGACCUCUCUCCCUGCUCUCAGUGCAGCUUCCACCCUUAGGGACCAUUUCGGCUCUCUGCCCUGCAAACCGCAGGGGCUGCCUCUCCCCAGAAGUCUGGCCUGAGAAGCUCACCACCUCAUUCUUGCUAGGACAGCAGUGGAUAUUCCGUCCCACCCGUGGAAAGCAACACCCCAGCCCCCUCGCAACAAAUGCCUCCCCCCUUCAACACACACCACCACCAUCACCACCACCACCACCGGGCUCCAGGCCUGGAGGGUCCUUCCGGUCCUUUCCCACCUGUCACUCCUACCCAUCCUUUCUGAAGGACACAAACCCUGCUCCCGUGGGAGACUCACGCCCAAGGACUAAGGGUUGGCCGCGCCUGCACGGAAGGGGAGAACGGACCGGCACCCGAGGGGCCACGUUCUGUGAUCUUGGAGCCCAGCGUUCGGGAAAGGGAUGUCAUCUCUGCAAGACAUCCCCGCACGGGCCCAGAAGGACGUGCUCCGAUGCCACGGGUCCAGGCCCUCAGCUUCCGGCCGCCCCGGGCGCCCACUCGAAGGAACUAGGGCGGCCGUGGGCCCGCGGGCCCGCGCUCGACUCCUCUGAGGCGAGCUUCACCUGGAUCCGCCUCAAGUCCAGAGGGUCUUCCCGGACACUCUCCCCUGCCCGGCCCCGCAAGCCGGCUGGCAGACAGUUCGCUCCGGCGCUCCACCCGCCGCCGCCAACUCCGCCACUCCGCCGUCCAGUCCUGCCCUGCCACGCGAAACCACAGUCUCCACUCUCCGAGGUCGGCCACCCACUCUAGGGAUUCCCUCCUGGCCACAAAGUAAAGGCCUGAGCACCCUCAGAGCCGCAGGUGGGAGCCACGGAAGACCGCCAAGGCGGGAUGCGCCGCCUCGCCAAGGAAGGGCCUGGCUCCCAAGUUGGGACGGCCGGGGUGGCGCCAAGGGAGGGUAACGCGGGGGCCCCCGAUCUC
Messenger RNA from Mustela erminea (ermine), 2377 nucleotides. RefSeq names its product mediator of DNA damage checkpoint protein 1-like. Lineage: Eukaryota; Metazoa; Chordata; Mammalia; Carnivora; Mustelidae. The record is from RefSeq and is a predicted model, not a curated record.